GUCUUAUAAAUAAAGACUCCAAGCUUUUGUUUUCCUAAAAAUAAUUCCAAAUAUGUGUUUUCUUUCCACAUCAUCUUUGUUAUCAAUUCUAUGUAUUAUCCUACUAAUAUCUCUAUCCCAAGCCCAAGUUCCUCCCUCUUCCACAUUUAAGCAUGUCAACCAAGGUGAUUUUGGUGAUUAUAUUGUCGAGUAUGAUGGAAAUUAUCGUGCACUAGACAUAUUUUCUAGCCCUUUUCAACUAUGCUUCUAUAACACUACUCCAAAUGCUUACACCCUUUCUCUACGUAUGGGUUUGGUUCGGUCUGAAUCAGUUUUCCGAUGGGUUUGGGAGGCGAAUCGGGGAAACCCGGUGGGCGAGAACGCGACUUUCUCUCUCGGGAAAGAUGGCAACCUUGUAUUGGCCGAUGCCGAUGGGCGGAUGGCUUGGCAAAGCAACACAACCAACAAGGGUGUAGUAGGAUUCAAGUUGCUCCCUAAUGGUAACAUGGUACUCCAUGAUGAUAAAGUGAUAGUGAUGGAAACUGCGAAAAAGGCAUUACAGUUUCCGGGUUUGGAUGAAGAGAACAGUGCAGGGGUUAAAGGUGAAUUUUUUUUCUCUGACUAUUCCAUGCCUGAAGUUAUUGGAUAUGAUCGGCUGAAAAAGAUUAAGAAUCAAGCAAGAAUAUGGCUCGGAGAAGUUUUGCAGAUAAGAUUUGAUGAGCAGAUAGACAUCUCAGACUUACUUACAGACGGGGAGUUGCUGUUCCAAAUUCAUCACUAACUGCAGCAUCAGCAAGUUCUGAUAUUUACGGUGUUGCAGUUCUAGAUGCUUUGUUGGUUGAUCUCUAGCUAGAUACCUUUGUUGUAGUAAUUUUAUGUUUGUUGUAACAUGUUGGUUGAUCUAUGACGAAUUUAAUUGCCUUUUAUUGGGAACGUUAAUUACGUUGUAAACUAUUGUGACAGGUAUUAUUUAUAAAUGUAUUCCCGGUAUUGUGAAGCA
Molecule: messenger RNA, 979 nt
Organism: Spinacia oleracea (spinach)
Lineage: Eukaryota; Viridiplantae; Streptophyta; Magnoliopsida; Caryophyllales; Amaranthaceae
Product: epidermis-specific secreted glycoprotein EP1
Exons: 5
Coding region: 53-760 (235 amino acids)
Cellular component (GO): plant-type cell wall
Source: RefSeq, a predicted model, not a curated record